AUGGUGCAAGCCAACCCACCUGACGUGAUUUCUGAAUUUCGUGCGUUAUUCCAAUCGGACAUGGGAACAUUACGCGGAUACCAAGCGAAUAUCACGUUACAGAAGGGUGCAAUUCCUAGGUUUCAGAGACAAAGAUCUGUGCCGUACGCUUUACAGGAGAAGGUCGAGGAGGAAUUGGGCAGACUUCAGAAUGAAGGGAUAUUGAAACUGGUAGACUAUAGUGAUUGGGCAGCACCCGUAGUCGUUGUAAGACGGAGAGACGGAUCUCUAAGAAUCUGUGGUGACUACAAAGUGACAGUCAACUCGUAUUUGGAGAUGAACGCAUACCCAUUACCAAAUCCACAGGACCUAUUUGCCACGUUAGCCAGGGGGGGGGGUAGAUACUUCUCAGAGUUAGAGAUGAAGCAGGCUUACCUACAAAUGAAAGUAUCACCUCAGAGCCAAAAAUAUUUGACUAUCAAUAAGUCAAAAGGCCUCUUUGCAUAUACUCGUAUGCCAUUCGAAUCAGUUUCGCGCCAGCUAUAUGGCAACGUGCUAUGGACGGAAUCUUAUCCGGAAUUUCCGGAGUUGGCUGUUUUUAGACGACACUUUGAUCGUUGGGAAAACAGCAGCAGAGCACGAUGA
Messenger RNA from Corticium candelabrum, 624 nucleotides. RefSeq lists its product as uncharacterized. The transcript has a single exon. The record is from RefSeq and is a predicted model, not a curated record. Bases 1 to 624 code for a protein of 207 amino acids. Lineage: Eukaryota; Metazoa; Porifera; Homoscleromorpha; Homosclerophorida; Plakinidae.